AUGGGCCUCGCCUACAACGUCUACCUGAACAGCAAACGCAUCUACGGCUGCAAGAACUGCAAGACCCAUCUGGCCGACCAUGAUGAGAUCAUCAGCCGUAACUUCCGUGGCCAACACGGCAAAGCCUACCUAUUCAACAGCGUCGUCAAUACCUCAGCGGGCGAAGCCAGCGAGCGUAACAUGACCACUGGCCGCCACGUGGUACGAGACAUCGUGUGUAAACAGUGCAAGGAGAUCGUGGGAUGGAAGUACGAUCGUGCGUAUGAGAGUACAGAGAAGUACAAGGAGGGCAAGUUCAUAUUGGAGCAGGAGUUGCUUUGCCAAGUCAGUUGA
Recurvomyces mirabilis is the source of this 333-nucleotide messenger RNA. It is a transcript of the gene MOH1, whose product is annotated as protein yippee-like moh1. The transcript is spliced from 2 exons. The coding region runs from base 1 to 333 and encodes 110 amino acids. The record is from RefSeq and is a predicted model, not a curated record. Lineage: Eukaryota; Fungi; Ascomycota; Dothideomycetes; Mycosphaerellales; Teratosphaeriaceae.